AUGUCGCCUCAGUUGAUCACAACUAACAUUGGUAGCUAUGUUUCGUGCAUCUUCGCGGAUCCGUACGACGGACCAACUCCAUCGCCGGCAGUUCUCCGCUGUGUAAAUUCUCUGCUCGAGGCCGGCUGCUACGAAAUCAGCCUUGGAGACACAUUGGGUAUUGGUUCCCCCUCAAACGUGCGCGAGCUCAUCAAGUACCUCGCCAGCAAUGGCGUCCCGCCAGAGAAGCUCGCAGGUCACUUCCACGAUACCUACGGACAAGCCGUAGCAAACGUCUGGGAGGCAUUCAACAAUGGGAUCCGAGUAUUCGACAGCAGUGUAGCAGGUCUGGGCGGAUGUCCUUUCGCGCCCGGAGCAAAAGGAAACGUCGCCUCCGAAGACCUGGUCUACAUGUUCCACAACGCAGGAAUUUCAACAGGCGUCGAUCUCCCAAGAUUAGUGGAGACAGGGGUCUGGAUCUCAAAACAGCUCUCAAAGAACAACUCAAGUCGAGCUGGAACGGCAUUAUCAAUCAAAUCCCAGCCGAAGACAACACCAAGCAAGAAUACAUCCAGCCUCAAAUGGAACCUUUUCACCGAAACAGAAGGUCUUCAAAUAUACCGAUCAGGCGCGAACCUGAAAGUCGUCCUGAACAGACCUCACAACGGAAACACCCUGACAACAACCAUGAUAUCCGACCUGACGCAAGUAAUCUCAACCGCCAGUUCCGACCCCCUAACCUCCCGAAUUAUCAUAACAGCCAACGGCAAAUUCUUCUGCACGGGCAUGGAUCUCAGCAAAGGGAGCACAGCCGUUGGAGAAGGAGGAUCAAGCAGCGAAGCCCAGUUCGGUGCUCUGACGGCCCUCUUCGAGGCGAUUGAUCAAUGUCCCAAAGUGACCAUUGCAGCGGUGAAUGGGCCCGCGUUUGGGGGAGGAGCUGGACUGGCUUUCUCAUGCGAUAUGCGGAUUUUCACGCGAGGAGCAAAUGUCACAUUGAGCGAGGUGAAGCUGGGGCUUUGUGCGGCGACGAUAUCGAAGUAUGUGAUUCGGGAACUGGGGAUCGCGUUUUCACGGGAGAUGAUGCUUUCUGCUCGCUCGGUGACGGCGGCGGAGCUGAAGGGGUUAGGCGCUGUUUCCGAGAUUGCGGAAGAUCAAGAUGAUCUGCGGGUUAGACUUGAUGAGUUGUUGAUACGGCUUAAAGUUGCUUCACCUAAUGCUUCACGUAUGUCGAAAGAGUUGGUUCAACUUGCUUGGGCGCACGGGGGAGGGGAUGUGCAAGCUUCUGGAAUUAAGGGUUUGUUUAGAGAGAUGAUGGGGUCUGAUGCAGAUGGAGCAUACGGUGUGAAAGAGUUCCAAGCGAAGAGGAAGGUGGAUUGGGAUAUCUAUGUUCAGAAACGGACGACGAAGCUGUAA
Penicillium soppii is the source of this 1392-nucleotide messenger RNA. RefSeq lists its product as uncharacterized. Gene Ontology annotation, molecular function: hydroxymethylglutaryl-CoA lyase activity. The record is from RefSeq and is a predicted model, not a curated record. Gene Ontology annotation, biological process: L-leucine catabolic process; ketone body biosynthetic process. Lineage: Eukaryota; Fungi; Ascomycota; Eurotiomycetes; Eurotiales; Aspergillaceae. The coding region runs from base 1 to 1392 and encodes 463 amino acids. The transcript has a single exon.